Hirundo rustica (Barn swallow) is the source of this 6813-nucleotide messenger RNA. It is a transcript of the gene MUSK, whose product is annotated as muscle associated receptor tyrosine kinase. Gene Ontology annotation, biological process: cell surface receptor protein tyrosine kinase signaling pathway; positive regulation of kinase activity; protein phosphorylation. The transcript has 17 exons. Gene Ontology annotation, molecular function: protein binding; ATP binding; transmembrane receptor protein tyrosine kinase activity. The coding region runs from base 44 to 2905 and encodes 953 amino acids. Gene Ontology annotation, cellular component: signaling receptor complex. The record is from RefSeq and is a predicted model, not a curated record. Lineage: Eukaryota; Metazoa; Chordata; Aves; Passeriformes; Hirundinidae.
GCAGCCGGCUGGGAGGUCCGCACGCCUUGCCUGAAGGGGCUGGAUGCCUUCUGGAUCAAACAUGAAUGACCUGCUGAAGGUGCCCCUGGUGCACGUCCUCACCCUGGCAGCCAUCAGCUUGGCUGACACACUUCUGAAAGCUCCCCUGAUCAGCACUCCUCUGGAAACCGUGGAUGCCCUGGUAGAAGACAUUGCCAAGUUUGUCUGUGUAGUGGAGUCAUAUCCUGAGCCGGAGAUUACAUGGACACGCAACAGCAUUCCCAUCAGGCUGUUUGACACACGGUACAGCAUCCAGAGGAACGGGCAGCUCCUGACCAUCCUGAGUGUGGAGGACAGUGAUGAUGGUGUGUACUGCUGCACAGCAGAUAAUGGAGUUGGAGCACCUGCACAGAGUUGUGGGGCUCUCCAGGUGAAAAUGCGACCCAAAAUAACCCGUCCACCUAUAAAUGUAGAAAUAAUAGAAGGGUUAAAGGCUGUUCUUCCAUGCACUACAAUGGGGAACCCAAAACCUUCUGUUUCAUGGGUCAAAGGAGAAACAGCUGUAAAGGAGACUGCUCGAAUUGCUGUCCUUGAUUCUGGGAAUUUAAGGAUACACAAUGUUCAGAGAGAAGAUGCGGGAGAGUAUCGUUGUGUAGCCAAGAACAGCUUGGGCACAGCCUAUUCAAAACCUGCCACUGUGGUAGUGGAAGUGUUUGCCAGAAUCCUGAAGGCUCCUGAAUCCCUAAACAUCACUUUUGGGUCCGUGGUGACAUUGCGGUGCACAGCAACUGGCCUUCCAGUCCCUACUGUCACCUGGUUGGAAAACGGGAAAGCUGUUUCUGCGGGGUCUAUAGCAGAAAGUGUCAAGGACAGAGUGGUUGAUUCCAGACUGCAAGUGUAUGUCACUCGACCUGGCCUGUUCACUUGUCUUGCCACAAACAAGCACAGCAAAACUUUUGGAACUGCAAAAGCAGCAGCAACCAUCAGCAUUUCAGAAUGGAGCAAGCUGUACAAGGGUGACACAGGCUACUGCAGCACAUACAGAGGUGAGGUGUGUAGUACUAUCUUGGCGAAGAAUGCUCUUGUUUUCUUCAACUCCUCGUAUGCUGACCCAGAGGAGACCCAAGAGCUGCUUGGGCACACUGCCUGGACUGAACUGAAAAUGGUGAGUUCAUUCUGCAAACCGGCUGCUGAGUCUCUGCUGUGUAACUACAUCUUCCAAGAGUGCAAUCCCUCGGGAGCUGGGCCAGCUCCAAAACCAGUGUGCAGAGAGAAUUGCCUUGCUGUAAAGGAUAUCUACUGCUUUAAGGAAUGGCUCUCGAUGGAGGAGAGCUCUCAGAAGGGGAUUUACAAGCCAGGGCUGAUGCUGCUCGCUCUUCCUGAAUGCAAAAGUUUGCCCAGCCUGCACGAGGAUCCCAGCUCCUGCACCCAUAUCCCCUUUUUUGAUUUUAAGAAGGAGAACACAACCAGGACUUGCUACAGUGGCAAUGGCCAGUUUUACCAGGGCACCGCCAAUGUCACAGCAUCCGGCAUUCCCUGCCAGAAGUGGAGUGAUCAGGCUCCUCAUUUGCACAGGAGGAUUCCCCAGAUCUUCCCUGAGCUGCUUGAUGCUGAGAAUUAUUGCCGCAAUCCAGGAGGUGAGAACGAGCGUCCCUGGUGCUACACAAAGGAUCCAGCUGUGACCUGGGAAUACUGCAGUGUGUCUCCCUGUGGAGAUGCAUUGUUAUCACUGGGAACAAGAAAACCAAACAGAGACACUCUAAAUCUCCCCCCUCCUCCUCCAUUUUCCCCUACAUACUCCAUGACUGUUAUCAUCUCAAUCAUCUCCAGCUUUGCUCUGGUUGUGAUCUUUGGCAUUAUCAUCCUGGUUUGCUGCCGUCAUCGAAAACAGUGGAAAAACAAAAAAAGAGAGUCGGAGACACCAACUCUCACCACUCUGCCCUCUGAACUGCUCCUGGACCGGCUGCACCCCAACCCAAUGUACCAGCGCAUGCCUCUUCUCCUCAAUCCAAAAUUGCUUAGCCUGGAGUACCCCAGGAACAAUAUUGAAUAUGUGAGGGAUAUCGGAGAGGGAGCAUUUGGGAGAGUCUUCCAAGCCAGGGCCCCAGGGCUGCUGCCAUACGAACCUUUCACCAUGGUAGCAGUGAAAAUGCUGAAGGAGGAAGCAUCUGCAGACAUGCAGGCCGACUUUCAGAGGGAAGCAGCUCUCAUGGCAGAAUUUGACAAUCCAAACAUCGUCAAGCUUUUAGGAGUGUGUGCAGUUGGGAAGCCGAUGUGCCUGCUGUUCGAGUACAUGGCCUAUGGGGAUCUAAACGAGUACCUGCGUGACCGCUCGCCCCGCAACCUCUGCAGCCUGGCACAAGACAGUCUGGACACAAGGUUUCGCCUCCCGAACCCCCUGGCACUGUGCUGCACCAGCCAGCUCUGCAUUGCCAAGCAGGUUGCUGCUGGCAUGGCGUACCUCUCUGAGCGCAAAUUUGUCCACCGGGAUUUGGCCACCAGGAACUGCCUGGUGGGGGAGAACAUGGUGGUCAAAAUUGCCGACUUUGGUCUCUCAAGGAACAUGUAUUCGGCUGACUAUUACAAAGCAAAUGAGAAUGAUGCCAUCCCCAUCCGCUGGAUGCCCCCUGAGUCCAUUUUCUACAACCGCUACACCACAGAGUCUGAUGUGUGGGCCUAUGGAGUGGUGCUGUGGGAGAUCUUCUCCUAUGGCAUGCAGCCUUACUAUGGAAUGGCUCAUGAGGAGGUCAUCUACUACGUCAGGGAUGGGAAUGUCCUCUCUUGCCCUGACAAUUGUCCCCUGGAGCUCUACAACCUGAUGCGCCUCUGCUGGAGCAAGUUGCCCGCCGACCGGCCAGGCUUUGCCAGCAUCCACCGCAUCUUGGAGCGUAUGUACGAGAGGGCUGUGGCCAACAUGUCUGUCUGAGGGAUGCAUUUCCUUCCUUGUCUCCUGUGCCCACCUAUCCAGACUCACUUCGACCAGCCCAUGAGCUCCUGAGUGGUGGUGGCUUCAUACAAUAUCCCACUCAGGGAGGAGAAACAGCUUGUUCCACUACCAAGCAAGAAAUACAGACUUAUGCACCUAAUUGAGUGGGGCUGUACCUCCCAAACAAUAGGGCUGACCUUUAGCCACCAAGAUAGGACUCCCCAGGUUGGUGAGAGUGCUGGUCAUGCUAACUCAGUAUUUGUAUGUAACAUUUCCAGGAGCACAGAGUUGUCCAGGGAAGGCAAACCAAUGUUUCUUCCUAACCACUGCUUCUUCCCUUCCUCUCAGAUCCCACCAUGACCUUCUGCAUCUUGGCUUCUACCUUUUUUCCCCUUUCUUGUAUGUUUUCAAGUAUUAUUUAAAAAAAAAAAAAAAAUUGCAGAGUUCAAUCUUCUUUUGGGGAUACUGUUUAUUAUUUUAUUUUUGCAUACUGUUUACUAAUUUUUUUUUGGAUACUCAGUCCUUUUUGCAGAAAAAGCAUGUUUCUGAAGCCAUAGGCCACUUUAAUCUUUCUUUUAACUUCCACUCUCUCUCAUUACAAUAACACUGAGAGAGUCAGAGCAGGAGCCUGCUGGAUCGCUGGCAGCCACCUGCACCUUAUGUUACCAAGACAGACCGACUCCUGUCAAGCAUGAUACUUUCCAUUUUCCAGUGUGGGAAAUUCAGAGUCACCUUCACUUGAUGUUUGUUAAAGUCUCACCUAAAAGCUUUUCUUAAGCAUUGCAGCACACCUUUCCUGCCUUCCUCUGAAGCAACAAAGCCAUUUGGUUCUGUGGGAGAAGUUCAUCCUGAAGGCCUGGUGCUGCACUUCAUAGGCAUCCAAGGUGUAUUUAUUUGCCACUGCGCGGUCCUCACCAUGCUGAAAGCAGGGAGAAAUGCAUUCCCUCUUGCAGAAAUGUGGCAGGUUGCAUUGAUUGUUUAUUUCCUUUCCCUUUACAAUCUUCGCCUCCUGUUUCUGGUUUUCCUUUCCUAACAGACUCUCCUAACUCACCCUACAGUAUUUGGUGGCCACCUUUCCUUGUGUUGCAGUCUAGAGACAGAGAAGUAAGGAAGGUGGAUGUCUGCCACCAGUGUCCUUCAGAGACAACCUGUCAGUUAGGAGAAGGUGGAGAAACUGAGUGCACACAAGAAGAAUUGAAAACUGUCCAUCUGCAAGGCAAGGAUGAGAUUGCCUCAGUCAAACAUAGCCCACAGCCCAUCUCCAAAAACCAAUGUUUCUCUGCUAAAAGUUCUCAAAAUUGUUAUGGAUACUUCAGUGCUAGAGAAAAUUUUAUUCCUCUGGUGACAGGUGUAGCCUUUUAGCUCCUUGUGGAGUGAUAAGCAGUUGUCCCAGGCCCUCCUUGCUGAUACAAAAUAUAGCUUGAGGCAGGGAUGUGCAUUAUGACUGAAGAGCAGGAGUGCAAGUGAAUGAGUGUUUGGUGUGGCUUCUGUAACUGGGACCCACUGGUUUAGCCUACCCAGAAAGCAGCAGCAGAGAGCAGUUAUCUGUGGUUUCUGAAAAGUGAGCCUGAAAAGGUCUGUGAACUGUUACAAAGAACAGAACUGGAAAGAUCAUACUUUCCUCUGCUACUCUCCUGUUUGUUUGGGUUUUCAUUUUGUCAGUUUUUUUGAGGGCUUUUUUUAUAUAACCAUGGUUAUAUAGUUUUUCUAAUUGUGGCCACAAUAGCAUAAUUUAAUGUUUUCAGACCACUGGUGUCACUUUCACUUGGAGCAAAGAGCUUGCAAUUACCAAAGACAGUGGCAAGAAAAGAGGUUUGGGCUGCAAAAUGUUGAAGUGCUAAAAUGGUAUCUUCACAGUGAGCACAAAAUAGCCAGGGCUGUCUUACUCAUUUAGCAGUCCUACCAUCAUGCUGCUAUGACACAACAGUUUACUGAGGUUUGGAUGCCAAAGACAAAUACCCUCAGCAAAUCCCAAACCCCUCAAUUUCCAUUAAAAAAUUAUGCCAGAUUUCCUUAUAUAGCUCUUGUUAUUGCAUUAUGACCACCUCAGAGUGUGCAUUGUUAAAUUUCUGUUAGGUUGUUUCAGCUCCCUCUGUCUUCCCUGUUCUAAGGAGGCAGAAGUGAGGAGGCAGGCCUGGAGGAAUGGGGAGUGACGCUGAGCUGAGCCUGAAUACACAGCCCAGGACUUGCAUCAUCUCUAUAAGGGAGGGUGCACAUUCAAGAUCCUUGCAGUGCUCAAGGCACCAGGCAUUUUGUCACCCUCUAUAAAGAGGGCAGGGUCAGAAGCUGUGUGUGGGUAGUGGUGUGGGUCCAUGCACCUAGCACAUCCUCCGAAGCUGGAAUGAUCCAUAUGUUAAGCAAAGCGCACAGUAACAGCAAAACCUGCACCACAAACACACCCAUUUACAGUCUGCCUUUCUGCCUUCUAGGAUCCCAGUGUUGGCUCCAGUUGUUCAUUCUCCCAUUCCGCCAGAAAAAUGAUUUUAAAAACACAAUCAUUGUUUUCUUCUUGUUAGCUGCCUGUAACGUCACAUGCUUGGAAUUUUCACUCACUGCCUUGUGAAAGGAGGGCUCCCAUAGACUUGGAAAUGUAACCCUUUUCAUCUCAUUUUCCUAGCCCAAAUGCUUCUCUCAGUGACCCCACAUUUUGGAUAACAGUGGAAAAUUCGGUCUUCCUCGUCCAGCAUCCCAUUCCUUUGCAUUAUAAGUAUGUACUGAAGCGUGAGGUAGUCAGUGUCUGCAGGUCAGGAGGGAAGAAGCUUCCUUUCUUGCAGAGGAAAGGGAUCAUUUCAAGACAGACUCAGAGAAGCUCUCAGCAACAUCCUCUCCAGGAACGGCAAUCACUUCUGCGUACCGAUCCAGCAGGAGGGCUUAGCACAUAAAUGGUGCUGUCGUUUGACGAUUAAAUUGUAGUAGGACUUCUGCUGUCUUAGUGUGUAGCUGCAUUUUACCGUUUCCUCCUGCUGUGUGUUUUCAGCUUGCUAGGAGCUGGAGGUUGACAGCUUUCAUGACAUGCCUUCUUUCACAGAUGUUUUUUCUCCUCCUUAUGUUUAAGAUUCUGCUGUCUUCAUUCUUUGUCAUACAGUGCCCUAUGCCAGAUUCUUCUAGACUUUCUGUACAAUUAUCAUGUAACACGAAUUAUUUUAAAUGGGAGUAAACAAAGGGAUUAUGAGAGAGUAGGAGAGCAAGUUUGUUACUCAAAACAAGUUUCUUGGAAGCAAAAAUAUUUUGCUUCUCUAGUUUGGAUUUAUAAUUUAUGUAGAGAGAGAGGAUGAAUCAAAAAUAAACAUUAUUUUAGAACAUUUGUGUGCUGCAAGGUAGAGUACUUUUCUACAUUUAGUUCUGUCCAUUCUGGCCCAGAAAAGAAGGAAUACUUCAUGAAUUUGCAUGUCACCCUUGUGCAGGGACCAUACUAAAAUAUGAAUUUUAAAUGAACUUUUUUGGUGCUUUGGUUCCCAUUCCCACUGAUAACAGAGGGAGCCAGCAAUCGGGCACUGGAUGAGAACCCCAAGAAGAGGAUUUGCAGCACAUUUGAUGUAUCCAUUCCCUUUGCAAGUGUGCUGCCUUGAGCACCGGUAGCACAUAUACAUCUUUAUCAUGGGUGACAUAUUGUGAAAUCUGACCAACCAAACAGCACAGAAAUCUUCUCAUGUUCCUGUGCCUUUUCUUGACAGUUGCAUUUAAAAUGCACUUUUAUAAGCAUACAUUUCAUAAUUGAUUGGACACUGUUUGCAACGUGAUCAAAUUUGGUUUGAAGGACCUUCCUCUCAAACACUUUGUGGGCUAAACGUAACUGUCUCGUCUCAUUUACCCGAGGGAAUAUACUAGUUAUUAUUUUGUGAUUGUUUGUUAUACCUUCAUGAAUGAUGGCUUUGAAAGACAUCCCUGGCAGAGAUGUACAUUUCUCA